CCGUUGACCCGCAGAGCGCGGGGUUGUCAUUAUCUCACAAGACAGUUGUCAGUCGAUCUCACGUUCGCAAACAUGCGCAUUUUGCUCAUCUGCGCUUUGUUUCAAUAUGCUUUCGCGCAAGUUGGUUUUGGAAGAUCCUAUUUAAGAAAUUCGCGUUUGUGUCACCAAUGGAACUGUGUGAACGUGAAGCUAGGUCUUACAGACACAUUACCUCCUAGAGAACAGUUUUCCAGUAUUCUAGACAAUUUGCUGCCUGCCGAAUGGCAUGACGCAGGUCUGGAGGCACUAGACACGUGCUAUGGCAACCGCACAAGGCGGUACACGAACACGUGCCCCGGACAAGCACUCAUACAUUGCGUAGUCGAUAAUCUAAUGGCGAAUUGUCCCGACGACAAAUGGGCUAAAGAAGAUGGAUGUAACCCGGUUUCCGCUCUAGCUGGAAGUAAAUACAUGUUUUCGCAAAGUCGUUAUGCAAAUCUUCAACAGAAUAUACUAAAAGAACGGCGUCCGAAAUGGUUCUUGGAGCAUUACUUCAGCACGAAAUGCUGCGAGUUACCGCAGCUGUUCAAUUCCACAGUACUGACGGAGUGUGGGUUCGAUACUUUCCUGCUCUACCACUUGCACGAUCCACAAAUUGACGCACAUUUGACAUCAGAACAUAUCAGACCAUUAUCAUCGAAUCAUCUUCGUGCAUCCAUAUCCCACUACAUCCCGGUACGAUCGCAAACACCAGCUGUCACAGACACCACUAACUUCGGUGGCAUAGAGGAAAAUGAAGUGGUCAAUGAUCCUCUCGAUUGCUGUGAUAUGAGAGACUUUAUACUGCCGGAAUGGCGCGAGGAAUGUGCCUUCCAGCUGUCCUGGCACCGCCACGACAGGUUAGUCAUUAACCAGUUGCGACAACCUGUCACUGACCCACCUGUCACCACAGAGACUAAUGAACCUAAAGUGACAGAUGUCAAGAUUGUACCCCAUUCGUGCGAGAUAGAGACAUGUAUAUUCAGCAAGCUAGGCAUGGUAUCAUCAGGCGUGGUGGACACGCUCGCGCUCUCGCGGCUGUUGAACAAUAUAACAGGAGAUGGUCGCUGGCUGAGGGCGAAGGCCCGCGCGGACUCGCACUGUCUCACCAAACUGGCCACGUACGAAGCGGACUGUGAGAUCAAUAAAGUGCUGGCUUGUGUACUGGAUGUACUUACUGAGAAUUGUCCUGAUGCUAAAAAAGAUGACCCUUGCAAACAUUCAAGCGGCUUACAGAAUAAUAUAACUUGUCAGAUAAGUUCAUCUAAGUAUAGACCGCGCAAACGUCGUCAGCUCUGUAACGUCCCUAAUUUCGUGGAUAUGAAGAUACUAAAGGAAUGUGGUGUGGAGUCUGUAGCGAGCAUUGAACACGCGCCUGAGACACCAGCUCUGAAGCGGGGCUGGACUGACGGGGGGAAGUGCAAAGAAGAAACACCUUCAACGACUUGCAUAAUGAAAAAAAUGGACAUCCUCAAUAAAUACAACUUCAUAGAUUAUUUCAAGCUGAAGGAGCGCUUGCGUAACUUCUGUCAAGGAGUGUGGUCUCCAAUGCGUAGUGCGUACAGCGCGGCGUACAAUGCGGCGCCGCUAUAUACGGAGCACUGCAGCUCACCCAACAAACUGCUCAAUGUACUCGAUACAAUGCUGGCUACAUGUCCCAUAUCGAAGAGAAGACGAGGUGAAAACUGUAGGAGAAUAUUCUCUGAGCUCACAAAUUCUUUACCCGGUCAUCAUAAAGAAAACAGUAAUGCCACAUUAGAGGACUUACUGCGUCGAUUCCAACACGUUUUUUUACCUGGACAAAUAUCUCAUUUAAAUCCAACUAAUACUAGAAUUGUAGAUCAUCAAAGAUAUCUAUUUAACUAUGGGUUUUUGAGUUCCCAAGAUGAACCUUCAGUUAGAGUAAUAGAUGUAAAACCAACUCCUCCAGUAGAAAAGCCUUUAGUUCUUCUGCCUGUGUAUCAACGAAUGAAUGGAAGAUCUUAUAAUAAUGACGGAAUAUGGCGCGGAUUUUCAAUACAAUGAUUGUUGUACAAUAAAUAUAUUUAACCGUGGAUUUUU
Papilio machaon (common yellow swallowtail) is the source of this 2079-nucleotide messenger RNA. RefSeq lists its product as uncharacterized. The transcript has 14 exons. The coding region runs from base 73 to 2043 and encodes 656 amino acids. Lineage: Eukaryota; Metazoa; Arthropoda; Insecta; Lepidoptera; Papilionidae. The record is from RefSeq and is a predicted model, not a curated record.